ACAGAACUCAUUCUGUCCUCCAGCACACCCACACACACUCUGAGAGCCAGAGAGAGAGAGUGAGAUAGAGAGGUGUAGCAAGGAGAGAGAGAGAGAGGGGUGUUGCGAAUAGAGAAAGAUAGCAAGGAAAGAGAGAGAGAGAGAGAGAUUUUUGUGCAAAGGACUAAAAGAGAUAGAGAGUAAGAGAACAGGAGGAUUUUCUGGCAUUUCUCUCAGAGCUGCAGAUAGAACCGGGAGAAGAGAAAACAGAAAGAUGGCAGAAGGAGGAGAAGGAGAGGAGGAGAUUCAGUUCCUUCGCACGGAUGACCAGGUGGUGCUACAGUGCACUGCUUCUGUCCUGAAGGAGCAGAUCAAACUGUGUCUGGCCUGUGAGGGCUUCGGGAAUCGACUAUGUUACCUGGAGACCACGUCCAACGCUCAGAACUGUCCACCAGAUCUGGCCAUCUGUGCCUUCGUCCUGGAACAGUCCCUGUCUGUACGUGCGCUGCAGGAGAUGCUGGCUAACACCGUGGACAUGAGUGAGUCAUCCCAAGGAGGAGGCCACCGCACGCUGCUGUACGGCCAUGCUAUCCUGCUCAGACACUACCACUCUAGCAUGUAUCUGAGCUGCCUGACGACGUCUCGGUCACUAACAGAUAAGCUGUCCUUCGAUGUGGGCCUGCAAGAAGACUGCGUAGGCGAGGCGUGUUGGUGGACGAUUCACCCAGCGUCCAAACAGAGGUCAGAGGGAGAGAAGGUCAGGGUAGGAGAUGACCUCAUCCUGGUCAGCGUCUCCUCAGAGAGAUACCUUCAUCUGUCCUAUGCCAGUGGUGAUCUGAUGGUGGAUGCGUCCUUCAUGCAGACUCUAUGGAACAUGAACCCUGUGUGUUCAGGCUGCGAGCUGGCUGAGGGCUUCCUGGCCGGAGGUCAAGUCCUCAGACUGUUCCACGGUCACAUGGACGAGUGUCUGGCCAUCUCCAUGCCUGACGACGGGGAUGACAAACGCAGCACCGCCCACUAUGAAGGAGGAGCCGUGUGUAGCCAGGCCCGUUCUUUAUGGAGACUGGAGCCUCUGAGAAUCAGCUGGAGCGGCAGCCACAUGAAGUGUGGCCAGUCGUUCCGUGUGCGCCACAUCACCACGGGCCGUUACCUCUGUCUGGACGAGGAGAAGGGCCUGAUGGUCCUCGACCCUGAGAGGGCCAACACCAAACUGUCUGCCUUCAGCUUCCGCGUGUCAAAGGAGAAGGUGGAACAGGCUCGUAAGCGAGACGUGGAGGGAAUGGGCAUCCCAGAGAUCAAGUAUGGAGAGUCCAUGUGUUUUGUCCAGCACGUGUCCACCAGCCUGUGGCUUACCUACGCCUCCCUGGAUGCUAAGGCUGCUCGCCUGGGGACCAUGAAGAGGAAGGCCAUUCUGCACCAAGAGGGUCACAUGGACGAUGCCCUGACUGUGGCCCGGUCCCAGACAGAGGAGUCUCAGGCUGCUAGGAUGAUCUUUAGCACCACAGGACUCUUCAGGCAGUUUAUCAAGGGUCUGGACUCCCUGCAGGGGAAGAACAAGUCCCCUGUCCCCGUGCCUCUACCCCUGGACGGGGUCGUCCUCUCCCUGCAGGACCUUAUCUUCUACUUCCGUCCCCCCGAAGACGAGCUGGAACACGAGGAGAAACAGACAAAGCUGCGCUCCCUCCGAAACCGACAGAACCUCUUCCAAGAGGAGGGUAUGAUCACCAUCGUGCUAGAGUGUAUCGACCGUCUGAACGUUUACAACACUGCUGCUCACUUCUCUGAGUUCGCCGGAGAGGAGGCCGCUGAGUCCUGGAAGGAGAUUGUCAACUUGCUCUAUGAGCUGCUGGCCUCUCUGAUCAGGGGGAACCGUUCUAACUGUGCGCUGUUCUGUGAUAACCUGGACUGGCUGGUCAGCAAACUGGACCGGUUGGAGGCCUCUUCAGGUAUCUUGGAGGUGUUGCACUGUGUCCUGAUUGAGAGUCCAGAGGUUCUGAACAUCAUUCAGGAGAACCACAUCAAAUCUAUCAUCUCUUUGCUGGACAAACAUGGCAGAAACCACAAGGUCAGUGAUGUCUGGCAGAUGUUUGGAUGUUUGUACAUCUGUAGGGUCUGGAUAGGUGUUAGCAGUGUAGUGGUGGAACUUCCAUCAUAUGUGAGGCCCAACAUCUUCCUGGGAACCUGCGAAGGCUCUACUCAGUAUAAGAAGUGGUACUUUGAGAUGAUGGUAGACUAUGUGGAGCCUUUCGUGACAGCCACACCCUCUCACCUGCGUGUGGGCUGGGCCCUGACGGAGGGGUACUCCCCCUAUCCUGGGGGCGGAGAGGGCUGGGGUGGCAACGGGGUGGGGGAUGACCUCUACUCGUACGGCUUCGAUGGACUGCACCUGUGGUCAGGUCACGUCCCCCGCCAGGUGGCGUCGCCCAAUCAGCAUGCCCUAGCAGCUGAUGAUGUGGUGUCGUGCUGUCUGGAUCUGAGCGUGCCCAGUAUCUCGUUCCGGGUCAACGGCCACCCGGUCCAGGGCAUGUUCGAGAACUUCAACGUAGAUGGACUGUUCUUCCCCGUCAUCAGUUUCUCUGCUGGAGUCAAAGCUCGUUUACUGUUGGGUGGUCGCCAUGGAGACUUUAAGUUCCUGCCCCCCCCGGGCUAUGCUCCGUGCUACGAGGCCCUGCUACCCAAGGACAGGAUGAGGAUCGAACCCAUCAAGGAGUACAAACACGACUUUGACGGAGUCCGAAACUUGCUGGGGCCAACCCUGUCCCUCACACACACCUCCUUUACCCCCAAUCCCGUAGACACUGCUCAGAUCGUGUUGCCGCCCCACCUGGAGAAGAUCAGGGAGAAGCUGGCAGAGAACAUCCACUCGCUGUGGGCCAUCACGCGCAUCGAGCAGGGCUGGACUUAUGGAAUAUUCAGAGACGACAACAAGAAGCUGCAUCCCUGUCUGGUCGACUUCCAGACCCUUCCUGAACCUGAGAGGAACUACAAUCUGCAGAUGUCUGGGGAAACACUUAAGACUCUGCUGGCCCUGGGCUGCCAUGUGGGCAUGGGGGAUGAGAAGGCAGAGGAGAACCUGAAGAUCAUCAAAAUGCCAAAGACCUAUAUAAUGAGCAAUGGAUUUAAGCCCGCCCCCCUGGAUCUGAACCACGUCAAGCUGACGCCCAAUCAAAACCAGCUGGUGGAGAAGCUGGCGGAGAACGGUCACAACGUGUGGGCACGGGACCGCGUGCGCCAGGGUUGGACGUACAGCAUCGUGCAGGACAUCAUGAAUAAGCGUAACCCCCGUCUGGUUCCUUAUAACCUGCUGGAUGAGAGAACCAAGAAGACCAACCGAGACAGUGUCAACAACGCUGUGCGCACUCUCAUUGGCUACGGAUACAACAUCGAGCCUCCAGACCAGGAGAGCACUGGCCUCGGCCUGGAUGACGUGCGGGGGGAUAAGGUCCGUAUCUUCCGUGCUGAGAAGUCCUACGCGGUCACGUCUGGGAAGUGGUACUUUGAGUUUGAGGCGGUGACGACCGAAGAGAUGAGAGUGGGCUGGGCCCGACCCAACGUCAGGGCUGACAAUGAGCUGGGAGCAGACGAGCUGGCCUGGGUCUUCAAUGGAAAAACGGCCCAGCGCUGGCAUGUGGGCAAUGACCCGUUUGGUCGCCAGUGGCAGUCGGGUGACGUGGUGGGGUGUAUGAUCGACCUGACCGAACAAAAUAUCAUGUUCACCCUGAACGGAGAGAUGCUCAUCAGCGACUCUGGCUCAGACAUGGCUUUCAAGGACAUCGAGAUAGGAGAAGGCUUCAUCCCAGUGUGCACCCUGGGCCUGUCCCAGGUGGGCAGGAUCAACCUGGGUCAGAACGUCAGCAGUCUGCGCUACUUCGCCAUCUGUGGUCUCCAGGAGGGCUUCGAACCAUUUGCCAUCAACAUGAAGAGAGACAUUACCAUGUGGUUCAGCAAGAGCCUGCCACAGUUCGCCCCUGUGCCAACUAACCACCAACACAUUGAGGUGUCCCGCGUGGACGGGACAGUGGACAGCGCUCCCUGCCUGAAGCUGACCCACAAGACGUUCGGCUCCCAGAAUGCCAACACUGACAUGCUGUUCCUCCGCCUGAGCAUGCCUGUGGAGUUUGACGAGGUCUUCAAGAUCACAGCCGGGACCACGCCGCUGACCCGCACUUUGACCAUCCACGAGGACGAGGUUCUGGAGGUGGAGCCGGACUCUGAGUUUGAGGUUCUGAAGAAGUCGGCCAGUAAGAAGGAGCAGGAAGAGAAGGAAAAGGAACCAUCUGUCGCCAAGGAGACGCCCGAGAUAGAGAAGGACGCGAUGUCAGAGAAGGGCAAGAAGAGAGGGUUGUUUGCUAGGGCUAAGAAGGCAGCUACCAUCAACCCUCCCCCAACCCCUCCCUUGGUGCCGCGGUUACAGCAGGACGUGGUCCCAGAUGACAGAGAUGAUGUGGAGAUUAUCCAGAAUACCACCACGUACUACUACUCGGUGAGAAUCUUCGCUGGCCAGGAGCCCACUGGGGUGUGGAUCGGCUGGGUAACCCCCGACUACCACAUGUACGACCCCAACUUUGACCUCUCCAAGGUCCGGAACGUCACCUUAACCGUUGGAGACGACAAGGGCAACAUCCACGACAGUAUGAAGCAUAGUAACUGCUACAUGGUGUGGGGAGGAGACUUCGGCAACAGCUCCCAGCAGGCCAGGUUCAGCCAGGAGGACACUGUGGUUGGCUGCCUGGUCGACCUGGCAACAGGCCUCAUGACAUUCACAGCCAAUGGGAAGGAGAUAAACACCUUCUACCAGGUGGAGCCCAACACAAAGCUGUUUCCUGCUGUGUUCGUCCAGCCCUCCAGUCAGAACAUGGUACAGCUGGAGCUGGGGAAACUCAAGAACAUCAUGCCAAUCUCAGCAGCCAUGUUCCGCAGUGAGCGUAAGAACCCAGUGCCCCAGUGCCCACCCCGGCUGGACAUCCAGAUGCUGACCCCCGUCAUCUGGUCCCGCAUGCCCAACCACUUCCUGGACCCAGAGGUCGGCAGGGUCAGCGAGAGACUGGGCUGGAUGGUGGAGUGUACCGAGCCCCUCACCAUGAUGGCCCUGCACAUACCUGAGGAGAACAGGUGUAUAGACAUCCUGGAGUUGUCUGAGCGCCUGGAUCUGCUGAAGUUCCACUUCCAUACUCUGAUGUUGUACUGUGCUGUCUGCGCUCUGGGCAACAACCGUGUAGCACACGCCCUCUGCUCGCACGUUGACGAAUCACAGCUCUUCUACGCCAUGGAGAACACCUACCUGCCCGGUCCCCUUCGCAGCGGGUUCUACGACCUGCUGAUCUCCAUCCACUUGGAGUCAGCUAAACGGGCACGGCUGGGCACCAACCGGGAGUUCAUUGUGCCCAUGUCCGCCGAGACCCUCAGCAUCACCCUGUACCCUGACGCUGAGAAGGCCUCUGACCUUCCUGGGGUGGGGUUAACUACCUGUCUUAGACCCAAGCUGCACUUCUCAACCAUCAACUUUGUUGGGACGGAUCCUGACCUGUACACUCUCAGCCCUGUCUUCCCUCUUCAGGAACUGAAGACGAAAGCCAUCAGCAUGUUGACAGAGGCGGUUCUGGAUGGUAGCCAGGCUAUGAGAGACCCAGUAGGGGGCAGCGUAGAGUUCCACUUCGUGCCCAUCCUGAAGCUCAUCAGCACUCUCCUCAUCAUGGGCAUCUUCAACGACGAAGACGUCAAACACAUCCUCAAGAUGAUCGACCCCAACGUGUUCGCUGGGAAGAAAGAGGAGGUGGAGGAGGGAGACGAGGCAGAGGAUGCUACCGCCAAGGAAGAGGGUGAAGAAGUGAAGGAGAAAGAAGAGGAGGAGGCAGAUGAUGAAGGAGUAGGGGAGGAGGAAGAAGAGGAUGAGGAACUGAAACACCUAGAGAAAGAAGAGGAGGGGGAGGCGGAGGAGGAGGAAGGGGAGAAGGAACACGAGGAGGAGGAGAAGGAGAAAGAGGAAGACGGGGAGGAAAAUGUGAUGACAGAAGAGGAGGUAGCGGCGAUCGAGUUGGAGCUGGAGAAGGAAGAGGCGGCUUUGGAGGAGGGACUACUGCAGAUGAAACUACCAGAGUCUGUCAAACUGCAGAUGUGUACGCUGCUGCAGUACUUCUGUGACUGUGAACUGAGGCACAGAGUGGAGGCUAUCGUGGCGUACUCGGAUCAGUUUGUCAACGCCAUUCAGACCAAUCAGAGAGUUCGCUAUAAUCUGCUGAUGCAAGCCUUCUCCAUGAGCGCUGCCGAGACCACACGCAAGACACGAGGGUUCCGUUCCCCACCUCAGGACCAGGUGAUCCUGCUGACUAACUUCAAGCAUGGUCCAGAGGAGGAGGAGUGCCCAGUACCGGAGGAGACCAGAGACACACUGACCGAAUUCCACACUGACAUCCUUAUACAUUGUGGCGUGCACAUCGAGGCGGAAGAGGAGGAGGAGGAGGUGGACACCUCUCUGAGAGGGCGCCUUGGCCGGCUGAUGGGCAAGGUGAAUAACUUGAGGAAGAAAAAGGAGGUGGUGGAGGAGCCAGAAGAGGAGGAGGAGGUCAAACCCAGCACUCUCCAGGAGUUGAUCUCCCAUACCAUGAUCCACUGGGCCCAAGAGGCCUUUAUUCAGAACCCUGAGCUGGUGCGCCUGAUGUUCAGCCUGCUCCACAGGCAGUAUGAUGGGCUGGGAGAGCUGACCAGAGCCCUGCCUAAAGCCUACGCCAUCAACGCUAUCUCUGUCCAGGACACAAUGGACUUGUUGGAGUGCUUGGGCCAGAUCAGAUCUCUGCUCAUCGUUCAGAUGGGCCCCGAGGAGGAGAGGCUCAUGAUCCAGAGCAUCGGGAACAUCAUGAACAACAAGGUGUUCUACCAGCACCCUAACCUGAUGAGGGCUCUGGGGAUGCACGAGACUGUCAUGGAGGUGAUGGUUAAUGUGCUGGGAGGAGGUGGGGAUUCCAAGGAGAUCCGGUUCCCCCAGAUGGUGACCAACUGCUGUCGGUUCCUGUGUUACUUCUGUCGCAUCAGCCGUCAGAACCAGAGGUCCAUGUUUGAUCACCUCAGCUACCUGCUGCAGAACAGUGGCAUCGGCCUUGGUAUGCGUGGCUCCACCCCUCUGGAUGUGGCUGCAGCUUCCUGCAUUGACAACAACGAGCUGGCCUUAGCUCUACAGGAGCAGGACUUGGAGAAGGUGGUGACUUAUCUGGCGGGCUGUGGACUACAGAGCUGUCCCAUGCUCCUGUCUAAGGGUUACCCUGACAUCGGCUGGAAUCCCUGUGGGGGAGAGAAAUACCUCGACUUCCUGCGCUUUGCCGUCUUUGUCAACGGAGAGAGUGUGGAGGAGAAUGCCAACGUGGUGGUGCGUCUACUGAUUCGUCGGCCAGAGUGUUUUGGCCCCGCCCUGAGAGGAGAGGGGGGUGCUGGUCUGCUGGCGGCAAUAGAGGAGGCCAUCAAGAUCUCAGAGGACCCGGCCAGGGACGGACCUACUGUCAAGAAGGACAGGCGGUUCCCCAUGUUUGGUGGUGAGGAGCAGCAAGAGGAGAACCGCGUCCAUCUUGGAAACGCCAUCAUGUCCUUCUACUCUGCCCUCAUCGACCUGCUGGGACGCUGUGCACCUGAGAUGCACUUGAUCCAGGCGUGUAAAGGUGAGGCUCUGAGGAUCCGGGCCAUCCUGAGAUCUCUUGUUCCUAUAGAAGACCUGGUGGGAGUCAUCAGUCUGUCUGUACAGAUACCUGACUACGGGAAAGAUGGUCACACCAUAGAGCCUAAGAUGUCUGCGAGCUUCGUCCCGGACCACAAGGCGUCCAUGGUGCUGUUCCUGGACCGUGUGUAUGGUAUCGACAACCAGGACUUCCUGCUUCAUGUUCUGGAGGUGGGCUUCCUGCCAGACAUGAGAGCUGCCGCAUCCCUGGACACGCUGGCAUUCAGCACCACAGAGAUGGCUCUGGCUCUGAACCGCUACCUGUGUUCCGCUGUGCUGCCCCUCAUCACCAAGUGUGCCCCUCUGUUCGCGGGCACCGACCACCGCGCCAUCAUGAUUGACUCCAUGUUGCACACCAUCUAUAGGCUGUCCCGCGGGCGAGCCCUCACCAAGGCUCAGAGAGACGUCAUCGAGGAGUGCCUCAUGUCCCUCGUCAAGUACCUUCGACCUUCCAUGCUGCAGCAUCUGCUGAGGAAGCUGGUGUUUGACGUGCCAAUACUCAACGAGUUUGCUAAGAUGCCUCUGAAGCUCCUGACCAAUCACUAUGAGCGUUGUUGGAAGUACUACUGCCUGCCUAACGGUUGGGCCAACUUCGGGGUGUCGUCAGAGGAGGAGCUGCACCUGUCGCGGAAACUCUUCUGGGGAAUCUUCGAGUCUCUGGCGCACAAGAAAUUCGAUGCCGAGCUGUUUAAGAUCGCCAUGCCGUGUAUCUGUGCCAUCGCUGGCGCCAUCCCCCCUGACUAUGUGGACGCCAGCUACUCCUCCAACACGGAGAAGAAGGCUUCGGUGGACGCCGAGGGGAACUUUGACCCCAAACCCGUGGAGACCACCAACACCAUUAUCCCAGAGAAGCUAGAUGCCUUCAUCAACAAGUAUGCAGAACACACUCACGACAAGUGGGCUUUCGAAAAGAUCCAGAACAACUGGUCGUACGGAGAGGUGCUGGAUGAAAACGCCAAGACACACCCCAUGCUGCGUCCCUACAAGACCUUCUCCGAGAAGGACAAGGAGAUCUACCGCUGGCCCAUCAAGGAGUCCGUUAAGGCCAUGCUGGCCUGGGAGUGGACGAUGGAGAAGGCUCAAGCAGGGGAGGGAGAGAAGGUGGAGCUGAAGACCUCCACACGGAAGAUCUCCCAGACUGCUCAGGCGACCUAUGACCCCAGCCAUGGCUACAGCCCUUCGCCUGUGGACAUCACUGCCAUGGCGCUGUCCAGAGAGCUGCAGUCCAUGGCUGAGCAGCUGGCUGAAAACUACCACAACACCUGGGGUAGGAAGAAGAAGAUGGAGCUGAUGGGAAAAGGUGGCGGUUCCCAUCCCCUGCUGGUACCCUAUGACACCUUGACGGCUAAGGAGAAGGCCAGAGACAGAGAGAAAGCCCAGGACCUUCUCAAGUUCCUGCAGCUCAACGGAUACGCCGUCACUAGGGGCCCGAAGGACAUGGAACAGGACAUCUCCUCCAUAGAGAAGAGGUUUGCCUAUGGUUUCCUCCAGAAGCUACUGAAGUGGAUGGAUAUUGCCCAGGAGUUCAUCGCCCAUCUGGAGGCUGUGGUUAGCAGUGGCAGAGUGGAGAAGUCUCCACACGAACAGGAGAUCAAGUUCUUUGCCAAAAUUCUCCUGCCGCUGGUUAACCAGUACUUUAAGAACCACUGCCUCUACUUCCUCUCUACACCUGCCAAGUUGCUGGGCAGUGGAGGCCACUCCUCCAACAAGGAGAAGGAAAUGAUCGCCAGUAUCUUCUGUAAGUUGGCAGCUCUGGUGAGACACAGAGUAUCUCUCUUUGGAACGGAUGCUGGCGCGGUGGUGAAUUGUCUGCACAUCCUGUCACGAUCACUGGACGCCAGGACGGUAAUGAAGUCAGGUCCUGAGAUUGUGAAGGCAGGACUGCGUCAGUUCUUUGAGAGCGCUGCAGACGACAUAGAGAAGAUGGUGGAGAAUCUGAAGCUGGGGAAGGUUUCUAGCAGGAACCAGGUGAAGGGUGUGUCCCAGAACAUCAACUACACCACCAUCGCCCUGCUCCCUGUUCUGACCACCCUGUUCGACCACAUCGCCCAGCACCAGUUUGGGGACGACGUCAUCUUGGACGACCUUCAGAUCUCGUGUUACAGGAUCAUGUGUUCCAUCUACUCGCUGGGCACCGUCAAGACGCCUCACGCUGAGAAACAGAGGCCGGCUCUGGGGGAGUGUCUGGCUAAUCUUGCCGCUGCCAUGCCUGUGGCCUACCUGGAGCCUGGCCUCAACGAGUACAACGCCUACUCUGUGUACACCACGAAGACACCCAGAGAGAGAGGCAUCCUGGGCCUGCCCAACCAAGUAGAGGAGCUGUGUACGGACAUCCCAGAGCUAGAUGUCCUGAUGAAGGAGAUCGGGGACCUGGCAGAGUCAGGGGCUCGCUACACUGAGAUGCCCCACGUUAUCGAGAUCACCCUGCCCAUGCUGUGUAACUACCUUCCCCGUUGGUGGGAAAGAGGUCUGGAGAACUACCCCGACCUGGACGGACUGCUCUGUACUGACGUCACCUCAGAACAGCUCAACCAGUUGCUGGGCAACAUCAUGAAGAUAGUGGUGAAUAAUCUGGGGAUAGACGAAGCCUCCUGGAUGAAACGCCUGGCAGUGUUUGCCCAGCCCAUCGUUAACAGGGCCAAGCCUGAGAUGUUGAAGUCUCAUUUCAUCCCGACCAUGGAGAAACUGAAGAAACGCAGUGGGAAGGUGGUGGCUGAGGAGGAGCAGCUGAGACUGGAGGGGAAGUCUGAGGUGGACAGUGAGGAAGGAACCAUUAGGGAUGAGUUUGCUGUUCUCUGCAGAGACCUCUACGCUCUGUACCCUCUACUGAUCAGAUAUGUGGAUAACAACAGGGCUCGAUGGUUGACCUGUCCAGACCCAGAUGCUGAGGAACUCUUCAGGAUGGUUGGAGAGGUGUUCAUCUUCUGGUCCAAGUCUCAUAACUUCAAGCGUGAGGAGCAGAACUUUGUGGUAAUGAAUGAGAUCAACAACAUGUCUUUCCUGACCGCUGACAGCAAGAGUAAGAUGAGCAAGGCCGGCGGGGAAGAGGCUGGAGGUUCUGAUGUGGAGCGUACCAAGAAGAAGCGAAGGGGGGACCGCUAUUCGGUGCAGACAUCUCUGAUCGUAGCGGCGCUGAAGAAGAUGCUUCCUAUUGGCCUCAACAUGUGUUCCCCUGCUGACCAGGAACUGAUUAACCUGGCCAAGAUACGCUACAGCCUGAAAGACACAGAUGAGGAGGUGAGAGAGUUUCUACAGAACAACAUGCAUCUACAGGGCAAGGUGGAGGACCCGUCAAUGCGCUGGCAGAUGGCGCUGUAUAAGGAGACGUCAGGGAAGGCUGAGGAUGCUGAGGACCCCGAGAAGGUGGUCAAGAGAGUCCAGGAGGUGUCCGCGGUCCUCUACCACAUAGAGGUGACGGAGCACCCAUACAAGUCUAAGAAGAUGGUUUGGCACAAGCUGCUUUCUAAACAACGGCGCAAAGCUGUUGUGGCCUGCUUCAGGAUGUCACCCCUCUACAACAUCCCCAGGCACCGGGGGUCCAACAUGUUCCUGAAUGGGUACAAGAGGAAUUGGCUGCAGACUGAAGGAUACCAGUUUGAAGACCGUAUGAUCGAUGACUUGUCUAAAGCCAUGGAGGAGGAGGAGCUGGGAGAAGAGGGAGAGGAAGAGGCAGAAACUAAACCUGACCCUCUGCAUCAGCUCAUCCUACACUUCAGCCGGACCGCUCUCACGGAGAAGAGCAAACUGGAAGUCGACUACUUAUACAUGGCUUAUGCUGACAUUAUGGCCAAGAGUUGCCACAUCGGCGAGGAGGAGGAAGGGGAAGAGGAGGAGGCCUUUGAAGUGACCCAGACUGAGAUGGAGAAGGAGAUGGAGAAGCAGAGGCUCCUGUAUCAGCAGUCACGUCUCCACAACAGAGGAGCUGCAGAGAUGGUGCUGCAGAUGAUCAGUGCCUGCAGAGGUGAGACUGGGGCGAUGGUGUCCUCCACCCUCAAGCUGGGGAUCUCAAUCCUCAACACAGGCAACUGUGACGUACAACAGAGGAUGCUGGACUACCUGAAGGACAAAAAGGAUGUUGGCUUCUUCCUGAGUAUUCAGGCUCUGAUGCAGACCUGCAGCGUUCUAGACCUGAAUGCCUUUGAGAGACAGAACAAGGCUGAGGGCCUUGGUAUGGUGUCAGAGGAGGGAUCAAAUGAGAAGGUGAUGGCGGAUGAUGAGUUCACCUGUGACCUGUUCCGCUUCCUGCAGCUGCUCUGUGAGGGACACAACAACGAUUUCCAGAACUAUCUGCGUACCCAGACUGGCAGCACCACCACCAUCAACAUCAUCAUCUGCACUGUGGACUACCUGCUCCGUCUGCAGGAGUCUAUCAGUGAUUUCUACUGGUACUACUCUGGGAAGGACAUCAUAGACGAGCCAGGAAAGAGGAACUUCUCCAAGGCCAUGAUUGUGGCUAAACAGGUGUUCAACAGUCUGACUGAGUAUAUCCAGGGUCCAUGUACGGGGAACCAGCAGUCUUUGGCCCACAGCAGGUUGUGGGACGCUGUGGUUGGCUUCCUGCACGUCUUUGCUCACAUGAUGAUGAAGCUGGCUCAGGACUCCAGUCAGAUUGGUCUGCUGAAGGAACUCCUGGACCUACAGAAAGACAUGGUGGUCAUGCUGUUGUCUCUACUGGAAGGCAACGUGGUGAACGGCACCAUCGCCCGUCAGAUGGUGGACAUGCUGGUGGAGUCCUCCAGUAACGUGGAGAUGAUCCUCAAGUUCUUCGACAUGUUCCUCAAGCUGAAGGACAUCACCGGGUCUGACGCCUUCAGAGACUACGUGACCGACCCCCGAGGCCUCAUCUCCAAGAAGGACUUCUACAAGGCCAUGGACAGCCAGAAGCAGUACUCUCCGUCUGAGAUCCAGUUCCUUCUGUCUUGUUCCGAGGCCGACGAGAACGAGAUGAUCAACUUUGAGGAGUUUGCCGACCGCUUCCAGGAGCCGGCCAAGGACAUCGGCUUCAACAUCGCCGUACUGCUCACCAACCUGUCUGAGCACGUGCCCCACGAUACGCGACUACAGAACUUUCUUGAGCAAGCCGAGAGCGUCCUCAACUACUUUAGACCCUUCCUUGGCCGGAUAGAGAUCAUGGGAGCGAGCAGGAAGAUCGAGAGGAUCUAUUUUGAGAUCAGCGAGGCCAACAGGAACCAGUGGGAGAUGCCGCAGGUCAGAGAGUCCAAGAGACAGUUCAUCUUCGACGUGGUCAACGAGGGCGGGGAGAGCGAGAAGAUGGAGUUGUUUGUCAACUUCUGCGAGGACACCAUCUUUGAGAUGAACAUCGCCUCACAGAUUUCUGAGGAGGAGGAAGAGGAGGUGGUAGACUCAGAGGAUGAAGAGGAAGAAGGAGGAGGAGGUGGAGGAGAGUUGGACGAAAAUGGAGAAGAGAUUGCUCCCGAGUCGAGCUCGGCGUUCUCUGACUUCCUGACAAGCGUGGCGAACUUCUUCAACAUGUUCACCUUCAGGAAUCUUCGACGGCGCUACCGCAAGCUUAGGAAGAUGACUCUGAAGGAUAUGGUGGUGGGCUUGGCCACGUUCAUCUACACCAUCCUGUUUGGUAUCCUGUCUUUCAUCUACAGUGUGUGUAAGGGCUUCUUCAUGCUGAUCUGGAGCACCCUGUUUGGAGGAGAACUGGUAGAGGGUGCCAAGAAGAUCACGGUGACUGAGCUUUUGGCCAGUAUGCCGGACCCAACGCAAGAUGAGGUGCACGACGAACUGCCACCUGAGCCAGGUGCCGAUGAGGGUCAGGAGGGGAUAGACGGAGGAGAGGAAAGAGACGUGGGAGGAGGAGAUGAAGGAGAGGAGGGAGGGGAUGGUGAGGAGAAGGAGGGAGGACGGAUGCCUGGGUUCGACACCCCUGGAGGGCUGGGAGACUUUGGGGAGACCACAACUGUAGAGCCCCCUACUCCAGAAGGAACCCCACUGCUCAAGAGGAAACUGCUGGAAGCAACGUCCGGAGGAGAGGGUGAAGAAAUACAAGAGCCAGAACCAGAGGAAGAGACACCCCCAGAGGAGGAGAAGGCUGACAAUGAGAAUGGAGAGAAGGCAGAGAAGGAGGCUGAGCCCGUGGUAAAAGAGGAAGAACCGGAAGUGAAGGAGGAAACAUUGAAGACCAAGGCGAAGAAGGAGAAGAAACCUGCAGAGGAGGGCUAUGAGCUUUGGAAUGAGCUGGAGAUCCAGAGGAUUAAAUUCAUGAACUAUCUGUCUCGUAACUUCUACAACCUGCGCUUCCUGGCUCUCUUCAUCGCCUUUGCCCUCAACUUCAUCCUGCUCUUCUACAAGGUUGGAUAUGAUGUAGAGGAGGGGUCAGAAGACAUUGAGGGCUCCGCCCUGUUUGAGGGCUCCGCCCUGUUCGAGGGUUCUGGGUUGUUCGAGGGUUCCGGAGCUGUGGAUGAGGGUGGUUCUGGGAUUGAUCCAUUUGACGACGGCGGUGAUGAUGACGGCGGCGAUGAUGAUGAUGAGGAGGAAGGACCAUUUUUUUUCUACUUGGAGGAGAGUACAGGCUACAUGCAGCCCUGUUUGUCCAUGCUGGCCAUCAUACACACUGUCAUCGCUUUCCUCUGUAUCAUUGGAUACAACUGCCUCAAGGUUCCUCUGGUCAUCUUUAAGAGGGAAAAGGAGUUGGCGAGGAAGCUGGAGUUUGAUGGUCUGUAUGUCACCGAGCAACCAGAAGACGAUGACAUCAAGGGACAGUGGGACCGACUGGUGCUUAACACCCCGUCAUUCCCUAACAACUACUGGGACAAGUUUGUGAAGACAAAGGUGCUUGCUAAGUACGGGGACAUAUACGGUAGGGAGAGGAUCGCAGAGCUGCUUGGGAUGGACCUGGCCUCUCUGGACGUCAGCGCCAUGACACAAGAGAAGAAACCCGAACCAGAAAGUGGCAUGUUAAGCUGGAUUAUCUCCAUUGAUAUCAAAUAUCAGAUUUGGAAGUUCGGGGUGGUCUUCACUGACAACACGUUCCUCUAUCUAGUCUGGUACAUGGUCAUGUCUCUGCUGGGCCACUUCAACAACUUCUUCUUCGCCUGUCACUUGAUGGACAUCGCCGUUGGUGUCAAAGAUUUGCGCACCAUCCUCUCCUCCGUCACACACAACGGCAAACAGCUGAUGAUGACUGUGGGUCUACUGGCUGUGGUGGUGUAUCUUUACACCGUCGUGGCUUUUAACUUCUUCAGGAAGUUCUACAACAUGAGCGAGGACGAGGAUGAACCGGACAUGAAGUGUGAUGACAUGAUGACCUGUUACCUGUUCCACAUGUACGUGGGUGUGCGUGCCGGCGGGGGUAUAGGAGACGAGAUCGAGGACCCGGCGGGCGAUGAGUACGAGCUCUACCGUGUCGUCUUCGACAUCACCUUCUUCUUCUUCGUAAUCGUCAUCCUGCUGGCUAUCAUCCAGGGUCUGAUCAUUGAUGCAUUUGGCGAGCUGAGAGACCAACAGGAGCAGGUCAGAGAGAACAUGGAGACGCAGUGCUUCAUCUGUGGUAUCGGUAGCGACUACUUUGAUACAACUCCUCAUGGCUUCGAAACGCACACCUUGGAAGAGCAUAACUUAGCCAACUAUAUGUUCUUCCUGAUGUACCUAAUCAAUAAAGAUGAAACGGAGCACACAGGACAGGAGUCGUAUGUGUGGAAGAUGUAUCAAGAGAGAUGCUGGGACUUCUUCCCUGCUGGAGACUGUUUCAGGAAGACGUAUGAGGAUCAGCUGGCCUAGUGGGAUAAAUCCUGUCUGUCUGGGUGGGAGAGAGAGAGGGAGAGAGAGAGAAGGAGAAAGUUAAGGAAAUAUAGAAGGUAUUAGAAGGUAUUAGGGAAUAGAUGUGGGUUUGAAGGGUUGCUCCUGUGUCAUAUUUCUCUGUGAUCUCCUGUCUUGACACGCCUGCAGCAAUAUUCUGAUAGACUGAAUAAGAUGACAUGAUCAGAGGAGAUGAAGAGUCCCAAGGGCUUUUAACCCUGUAAAUACACUUCAUGGCCUUUUUCUGUGUGAAAUAUAGAUAUGCUGUCUUGACUGAAUUCAAACACACACACACACAUACACACACACACAGCGCUGCCUCUCUGUCAGUGUGUGUUUCUGUAGAGCUGAAUACAGCAUAGUGCCUAACUCUCAUGGUAAACAAACGUGCUUUAAUGUCUUAAGUAGUGCUCUUUUCCUUCAUAUUAUUAUAAUCGCUCUUGUUUGAGAUUGUAUUAGUAUAAAUGUCCUCGUGUAAAAGAAUGUCUUGAUUUUUGUGUAUGCCUUUAAAUGAGCUAUUUCUGUAA
Messenger RNA from Oncorhynchus keta (chum salmon), 15975 nucleotides. It is a transcript of the gene ryr1b, whose product is annotated as ryanodine receptor 1b (skeletal). Gene Ontology annotation, biological process: intracellular calcium ion homeostasis; calcium ion transmembrane transport. The transcript is spliced from 102 exons. Lineage: Eukaryota; Metazoa; Chordata; Actinopteri; Salmoniformes; Salmonidae. Gene Ontology annotation, molecular function: protein binding; ryanodine-sensitive calcium-release channel activity. The coding region runs from base 254 to 15430 and encodes 5058 amino acids. Gene Ontology annotation, cellular component: smooth endoplasmic reticulum; Z disc; calcium channel complex. The record is from RefSeq and is a predicted model, not a curated record.